Molecule: messenger RNA, 1841 nt
Organism: Punica granatum (pomegranate)
Lineage: Eukaryota; Viridiplantae; Streptophyta; Magnoliopsida; Myrtales; Lythraceae
Source: RefSeq, a predicted model, not a curated record
ACGAAGUCGAGACCAAACUCAGACAGCAACCUGUGAACCGACAGCAGUUGGAUCGAGCUGUCCUGAUUUGCCCAAAACAUCUGUCCCUCAGUUCAAUUUCCAUUCUACCCAUUCCGCCAACUCCAAGAAUCAAACUCUCCUGCAGAAGCCCCCCACUUGUCGGUGGAGCAGCUGCCACCGCAAGUGUCGGAGUUCCUGCCUUUCUGAUGUUCAUCAUGCAUUGACCUUCGCUUGAAGAGGGGUUGGCUGCUUAGCUUCCGGUUCAUGGAAUUGGGGGAGACGGAGAUGGGGAAUCGACCCAGCUGGAGAAAAUGGAAGUCUUUUGUCCAUUUGAGGUCUCUGUGGAAAUGGGUCUUCGGCUUCGGGCUCCAGGGAAUGAAGGGUCACUGUAAAUUUUCGAUCUUCAGCUCGUUCAAUGGAGUUCUUGCAAUUGGGUCUUUUCUGUCCUUCCUGUUAGCCAUAACAUUUGCCUACUUGUUAGUGUUCCCCAAGUUUCGUGCACCGAUCCGCACUUAUGAGGUUCCCAGGUCGAAUGGUUCGGCGAGUGAGUGUAAUUUGUUUGAAGGAGGUUGGGUCCGAGAUGAGCGUUACCCUCUGUACAAUGCUUCUGAAUGUCCCUUUGCAGAGCGGGGAUUCGAUUGUUUAUCCAACGGCCGCAAAGAUCGGGGCUUUAUGAAGUGGCGGUGGAAACCCAAGCAUUGUGAUAUUCCUCGGUUCAACGUGCGCCAAAUUCUCGAAUAUCUGAGAGGGAAACGUGUGGUUUUUGCCGGUGAUUCCUUGAGCCGGACGCAGUGGGAGUCUUUUAUCUGUAUGCUCAUGACAGGAGUGGAGGAUAAGAAGAGUGUGUAUGAGGUCAAUGGGAAUAAAAUCACUAAGCAGAUUAGGUUCCUUGGUGUGAGAUUCAGUUCGCACAAUUUCAGGGUCGAUUUCUAUCGGUCAGUCUUCCUCGUGCAGCCAGGUCCUGUCCCGAGACGAGCACCCAAGAGGGUCAAGAAAGUAGUUAAGCUCGAUAAGUUGGAUGAUAUUAGCAACGAGUGGAUCGAUUCGGAUGUUCUGGUGUUCAAUUCAGGGCACUGGUGGACUCCUACUAAGCUCUUUGACAUGGGCUGGUAUUUUCAGAAAGGAGGGUCUUUAAAGCUUGGGAUGCCCAUAUCUUCGGCUUUUAGUACAGCAUUGGAGACGUGGGUUUCUUGGGUGGAGAACAACAUCAAUACAAAUAGAACAGCAAUGUUCUUCCGAACCUUCGAGUCUUCUCAUUGGAGUGGCAGGAACCGGAACUCAUGCAAAGUUACCAGACGCCCUUCUACAAAGACCAACAAGAAGGACCGCAGCUGGAUUUCGGAGGCAAUAAUCAAGGUUGUCAAGAAAAUGACGGUUCGUAUGACUGUCCUCCAUGUCACAAGAAUGGGUGCAUAUAGAAGUGAUGCACACGUCGGAACAUGGAGCGAUAAUCCCUCGGUUCCCGAUUGCAGCCACUGGUGCCUUCCCGGAGUUCCCGAUGCAUGGAACGAGAUUCUCAUCUCAUAUCUGUUAAUGAAGAACCGAUAAUAUGUCCAGUAAAUGAUCUUAGUUCGGAUAGAUAAACCCAGGUGAGUUAUACUGCUAAUCACUCCGUGCAUGCCGUAAUUUUUCUGCAGCAGUUGUUUUUUCCGUUUUCAUUGGACAAUCUCUACUGCUGUAGUUUUGUCGUGCAUUUAGCCUUAGGUUGCAUUUGAUACGAUAGUCGUGUAAUAUUCGCAAUGCGUAGCUCAGUUGUUUUAUUGAGUUUGGUAAGUAUAUUGAAUUCCGGGGAUGUCACACCCUCUGGAAACGGAAUAAAUGUUUGUCGAUGUUAAUGUUUA